Molecule: messenger RNA, 222 nt
Organism: Knipowitschia caucasica
Lineage: Eukaryota; Metazoa; Chordata; Actinopteri; Gobiiformes; Gobiidae
Source: the annotation of a GenBank genome assembly
AUGGGCUAUGGGCUAAUGGCCGAGGCUGUAAACGAGACACCUCUGCCCGACCUGCUCCAUCUGCACAGUUCCCCCAGCAUUGUGCUCAUCCUCUCGGCCAACAUUAAAUAUUCACAUGUACUGAAGCCCUGGCACGACUCGCCUUUCAUCCACUCCACCAGCACCGCUCCCCGCUCCCACCUGGCCAGGGGGGUGACUUGGGGGGCACGCCACGCUUCGUGA